Quercus lobata is the source of this 423-nucleotide messenger RNA. RefSeq lists its product as uncharacterized. The coding region runs from base 1 to 423 and encodes 140 amino acids. The transcript has a single exon. The record is from RefSeq and is a predicted model, not a curated record. Lineage: Eukaryota; Viridiplantae; Streptophyta; Magnoliopsida; Fagales; Fagaceae.
AUGAAAAGAGUGUUGGUAGAUCAGGGAAGUGCUGUUGAGAUAAUGUACCCCGACUUGUACAAGGGACUAAAUUUGAAACUCGAGGACCUAACAACGUACAAUUCCCCACUAGUAAGUUUUGAGGGGAAGACAGUUAUUCCAAGAGGUCAGAUUAGACUGCCCAUACAAACCGGUUUGGAUGUGGUGGAAGUGGACUUCAUUGUGAUGGAUGCUUAUUCACCUUAUACGGCUAUUGUGGCUAGGCCUUGGCUUCAUGCCUUAGAAGUCAUUUCUUCUACCCUCCACCAGAAGGUGAAGUAUCCAUCCAACGGCCAAAUUAAAGAAAUUGUAGGGAAUCAAUUCAUGACUAGGCAGUGCAUGGUGGCUGCCAUCUUACAUAGGCCUAAUGCGGAGUCUUCGGCCUCUGCUGAAAGGAACUUAUAG